Molecule: messenger RNA, 3706 nt
Organism: Candoia aspera
Lineage: Eukaryota; Metazoa; Chordata; Lepidosauria; Squamata; Candoiidae
Product: TBC1 domain family member 30-like
Exons: 13
Coding region: 5-2698 (897 amino acids)
Source: RefSeq, a predicted model, not a curated record
UGACAUGAAGAAAGAUAUAGAUGCUUUAAUAGCAGAAGAAAGGGCAGAAAUCAUUGCUAAGUAUGAGAAGGGAAGGCAAGAUGGAACUCAGAUUGAUCCAUGGGAAGAUGCUGACUUUGCUCUCUACAAAGUUACAGACAGAUUUGGGUUUUUGCAUGAGCAUGAGUUACCAAUUCACAGUGCUCUGGAGGAAAAGCAAAAAAAUCAUGAGAUUGAACGAGUGGACAAAUGGCUGAAGAUGUUAAGAAAGUGGGGAAAAUAUAGAAACAGUGAAAAAAUGUUCCGCAGAGUUUAUAAAGGGAUUCCCCUCCAAGUACGAGGUCAAGUCUGGUCAUUUUUACUGGAUAUUGAAAAGAUUAAGAUGGAGAAUGAAGGGAAGUAUGAGAAAAUGAAAGAACAAGCCAGAAGCUUCUCAUCAGAAAUAAAACAAAUAGAUCUGGAUGUCAAUCGCACUUUCCGAAACCACAUCAUGUUCCGGGACCGCUAUGGAGUAAAACAACAAGCUUUGUUCCAUGUCCUGUCAGCUUACUCUAUUUACAACACGGAAGUGAGUUACUGCCAGGGCAUGAGUCAGAUUGCAGCUAUCUUGCUGAUGUAUUUGAAUGAAGAGGAUGCCUUUUGGGCCCUGGCACAACUGCUUACCAACCAGCGGCAUGCAAUGCAUGGAUUUUUCAUUCCUGGAUUUCCAAAGUUGCAGAGAUUCCAAGCUCACCAUGAAGCAAUCCUAAACAAACUUUUCCCAAAGUUGAAGAAACACUUGGACAAGGAGCAGAUGUCGGCAGGAAUUUAUACAACUAAGUGGUUCUUGCAGUGCUUCAUUGACCGGACUCCAUUUACAUUAACCCUGCGGCUGUGGGAUAUUUACAUCCUGGAAGGAGAGCGGGUUCUAACAGCCAUGGCAUACACCAUCCUCAAAUUGCAUAAAAAACGCUUGUUGAAAAUGACCCUUGAAGAUCUGCGGGAAUUUCUGCAAGAAAAAAUUGCUGCUUCUUUGCAGUUUGAAGAUGAUACAGUAAUUGAGCAGUUACAAGCAUCUAUGGCAGAACUGCGUAAAAUGAAAUUUGACCUCCCACCUCCAGCAAAAUCUGAAGAAUUCCCCAAAACACCCCUGGGAAUGGAGCUCUCUCUCAAUCUGCUAUCAGUGAAAUCCAGCGUAGCCGGUAAUGGUCAGAAAACGGCUGUUGGUGACUUCAACAAUGAUAAAGAUGUCAUAAUACAAUCUUCUCCAGAUAAAAAUCCUCCUUGCCCAAAUGAAAUGAUUGAUAAUUCAGAUAUGGCGAUACGUGAGAGGGCUUCUCCAGAACACAAUGGAACACCCUUGCAGAAUAAACUAGCUGAUACUCAUCACAAUCCUUUCCGUAAACUUCCACCAAAUGAAAAGUUUGAAACUGAGGAGUACCAAGCGGACAAAAGCGUUGAUAAAAUUUCAUCCAUGGAGAAUCCUAUAAUGCUGGAUAAAAUUCAGACAAUAGGAGAAAAUCAAGAUGUGGCUUCAGACAGUAAGAAGGGUAAUUCGUUAAAAAGCAAUAACACUGAGAAGUGUGGUGUACAGGAAGAUAAACACAUUUCUUUAGAUGAUAGGGACCACGUUAUUUCCCCUGUGCUACAAGCUCAGACAAGAGAUGUGUCAACAGACAACUCGGCCUGGGAGUCCCACUUGCAGAGUCAACCCUUGGAAGCAGACCUUUCUAUCAGCCAUGAUAGUACAACAUCAUUAUCAAGAUCGGAGUCACUGCAUCACUUAGAUACACCACCCUCUGGGCAAAGUGCAGCUGCUCUUAAGCAUGGGAGCACAACCUGUUCCUCUGAAGAUUUAGUAUCUGAAGAUGCUGCAGUGCUUCAAGAUGGUCUGUGUCAUCCCCCAUGUACAGAGCCAUCUUUUACAGCAGAACACAGCCUCUUUAUGCCACAUGACUUGCCAGAAAAUCUAGUAGUGCCGUGUAGAGUCAGAACAUUUGCUGCUUUCUGUCCUCCAUUCCAAGAUGGACAGCGGCGGCCUUCUAACGUAUCCCAGUAUGAUAACCUGUCUGAGAAUGAAGACAGGGAAGAAAAACAGGUGCUCUGUUCUAAGAAACUGGCAGAUUCAAUACUACAAACUGAGCUCUGUACACCAGUAUUAAAGUCUUCUAUACCCAAGUCUGCCUCAUUUGGGGAGAUAGACAAUCUCCAGAGGCAAACCCAAAAAGUGGCAGAUUUGGUACAACUGCCAAAAAAUGUGGGCCAGCUCACCUCAUUCCCCAUGCUGCCACAUUACGAAAGAUUGUCUGGUGGAGGCAGCGUGCCAGUCCUAUCUGAGCUUGGCUCUGAUGCACUCUUGCUGUCCGGAGGCCUCCAAGCUCGACCUACGUCAUCUCCUGUGUUGCAGGAUCAGCACAGCCCCUUCAGAAUUGUAAAAACUACCACUCCUCUUCAUUUGGCUCAUGCCACAGAGCAAGGCCUCUUGAGCACAAAGCAAGUGGCUCUCCCUUUGCCAGAGACCAGCCACUGUCACACAGCGGAUGGUGGAAAAGAUAAUCUUGCCACUGGGGAAGAGGAGGCAGCUGGGGAUGGUGUUCCGAAGUUGAAAAACAUUCUGGGUGGUUCACCUGCACUUCAGAAACCAAAACUACCACCCAAGGUUUUCAAAACACAUUCAGAGAACAAAUUCUGUUCAAGCUGUUCCCCCAUGGGGGAAAUGUCUAGAUCAGUCACAUUCUAGAAUUACUGAGAAAGAGGAAAUUCGGGUCACGUAAUGUUUAUCCAUAAGAGUUUGGAAAGAAAGGCAGAGCCUCAAGCAAAAUGAGGAAAGUGAUCACUUUGCUCAUCAAAAUGUGUUCAGGAAUUCAGGAUGAAGUUCACAAUACAGGCCAGGCCGGUAGCUAACACCUGCAGAGAGCUUCUUGCAAAAUCUGGGUUCUUCUCCAAAGUAUUUGAAUUGUGUGUCUCAUCUUUUUCUUCACUUGGUAAAUGUUUUAACAGAUUUAACCUGCUAAAAACUACAGUUUCCAAACCCUUAAGGCUGAGAAAUGAAAGACAAACUUCAGAAAAGCGGCAAGUCCAAAGGGAGUUACUUAAGGAAGCAGGAGACAAAGUCAGUUCCAGAUUUGGGCCAGUAAUGUUUUUUUUUUUCAGUAGCCACAGUAGUGUUGUUUUUCUGUAUUAGUACUGUAGCUAAUAUACUAUUAUAAAUGAGGCAGUGCAUAAUAUAUGCCAGGGAAGUUAAUUUUCAUAGCAUCUAUGCAUACCAAGCACACAUUGUUAUAUGUGUGUUCUUUCACUGAAAUCAGACAGUUCAGCAUGCCUUUUAAAAACUUGGGUUCCUCUCACCCCACCACCACACCUCCUUGUUUGUACUGAUGAGAUUUAUUAAAGAGAAAGGAGAUUCCAGCAGUUUUUCAUUCAGCUGAACUUUGCAAUAUGUUAAACAGACACCUGGGUAGCUUCAGAGAGAAACCAAGGUAGUGAUGCAGAUUACUUGCAAUUUGCCAUCAGAUGUUUCUACAUUUGUUCAAUCCUCAACAAAUUUUGAGCAUGGAUCCUCUGAGUAUCUAUAACAGGAAGUUUUAACUACUUAUCAAAGUACUAGCUUGGGAUGCAAAGAACUCGUUUUCUAAUUGCACUACUGCUUUCUUUACAGUCCUAAGGAAGUUGUGACAACUUACUUGCUCUCAUGCCAUUGUCACCCCAUUGGAAAUACCCUUCACCUUACAGGAGUAUUAUGUUGAUU